AUGACGACGCCAACAAAUAAUCGCGAUCGCGCCAAUUCAGACGAAAAUGAGAAGCAUUCUCAGCAUACGGACGAUAGUCUCCAAACCGCAACUGAUCCCAAUUCUCAACCAACUCACCCCGAAAAGUUGACGAGAUUAAACACCGACAACCACCUUCAUAUUCCCCAAGAGACGCAUGGCGGACCAAUGUCACCGCAAGACUCACGAGAACAAGCCUCACGCCUCAAUGACGAUUUGGAGUUGUUGCGCGCCGAGCGCCUCAUCUCCAACCAAGAACAUGAAAUGUCCCAGCAGCGUUCUCGCCAGGGUAGGACCCGCGAGAUGGAGCCCGAGGAUGUCUUCGCUACCAACGGUCCAAACCCUGCCGAUGCCGCUAAGCCGCCGCCUGAGAAGAAGGCCGGUGCCUUCGCCUUCGCAUUGUGGAAGUGGCUGAGGAAGUUCCCACGUGUUUUCCGAUACUUUGUCUAUCUGAUUCCCGGUGCCGCGCUUCUUCUCAUUCCGGUUCUCAUCGGUCACUUCGCCGUGGACGCCGAAAGCGCUACCGUUGGUGGUGCCUACGGCGUUUAUCUCACUUGGUUCGGAAUCUGGCUCGAGGUUGUCUGGUGCUCAUUGUGGGCUACGCGUAUGGUUACCAGCUUUAUGCCCCUCACCUUUGGCGGUAUUGCCAUUGUCAUGGGCUCUUCGAACCAUAAGAAGUGGAGGGAUAUCGGCCAGGGUCUGGAGCUGCACACUGCCCUCUUCAUGUGGAUGCUCGCCAUUCUUUGCUCUUACUCGCCCAUACUCGAAGACCACCGCGUUCUUCCCGACGGGUUCAACCCGGACACCGACACCAAGCCGGAUCUCAAAUGGGUCGAUAUCGUCCAGAAGGUCAUUAUCGCUUUCUUGGUCCUGGCUGCUCUCAAUUGGGUGGAGAAGAUCUGCAUCCAAUGGAUUGCCACAUCUUUCCAUCAGCGCACCUACGUCCAACGAAUCGAGACGAACAAGAGCGAUAUCGACCAUUUGGUCCACCUUUACGAGCACUCCAAGAUGCGAAUCAAUCGCGAGGACUCUAUAUGGCUCACAACCGAGAACGGCAACAGGUCAGGCGCCCGUACCCCAAUGGGUGUCGUCGGAAAGAAUGUUCGCACUGCCUUCAACAAGGCCGGUGGCGUUGCGGCUCGUGUUGGAAACGACUUCAUGGGACGAAAGGUCGCUUUCAACCAUGCCCGCAAGAUCACAUACGAGAUGUUGCGUAACACGGGUUCUGCUCAUUCUCUUGCCCGCCUCAUCUUCCGGAGUCUCGCCAAGGACGGUCAAGAGACCAUCUACCUUGAAGACAUGCAGUCCGCCUUCAAGACCAGUGAAGAGGCCGAACACGCCUUUAGCAUUUUCGACAAGGAUCUCAAUGGUGAUAUCUCUAUGGAAGAGAUGGAACUCACUUGCAACGAAAUUCAUCUUGAGCGCAAGGCCAUCGCUGCCUCGUUGAAGGAUCUCGAUUCCGUCAUCAAAAAGCUCGAUAAGGUCUUCCUCGUCAUCAUUGUCAUUAUCGCCAUCAUCGUCUUCAUUUCCAUUCUCUCAGGCUCUGCCGCUGCCGGUCUCGCUUCUGCCGGAUCCAGUUUCCUCGGUCUCGCAUGGCUGCUCCAGGCCAGCGCCCAAGAGUUCCUGCAGUCCAUCAUCUUCGUAUUCGUCAAGCACCCAUUCGAUGUCGGUGACCGCGUCACUGUCUACGGCAACACUGGUACCACCGGAACUGGCGACGAUUACUACGUUACGGAAAUUUCCCUGCUGUACACCGAGUUCAAGAAGAUGGAGGGUCACAUUGUACAGGCACCCAACAGUGUGCUGAACACCCUUUUCAUCCUCAACCAGCGCCGUUCUGCCGGUCUGGCCGAUCCUAUCGAGCUCAAGCUUGGUUUCGGCACCGAUCCGGAGCUCAUCGAGGAGCUCAAGUCUCGCAUGCUCAACUUCUGCCUCGAACACAAGCGCGACUACCAGCCUCGCAUUAUUACUGAAGUCCGCACUCUUAAUGAGGUUCAAUCUUUCACCAUGAACUUGAUCUUCUUCCACAAGUCCAACUUCCAGAACGAACUGCUCCGUCUGCAAAGACACAACAAGUUUGCCGCCCAGCUUAUGGCCGAGGUUCGUGCUGUUGGUCUCCAGGGCCCUUGGCAGGUGCAACCUGGUGGUUCCCGCAACACACCCUUUUACUGGGCAGGCGGCGCCCCUCCUUCGUACGACUCUUCCAAGAACGGUGGUCCCAGUGGCAUCGAGCCUGCGACGCCUGGAGGCGACUCUCACUCCAUUCACUCUACUACUCAGCCUACUACAGCGGGGACUGCGGUGGCCACUCGCGCUCGCGCCGAUUCCCGCACUGGUAUGACGCCUUUCAUUGACAACAACUGGAGCGAUUUCCAGGACGUGUUUGAGGCUCGCAGAGAGGUCCACCAGCCGCACGUCGCUCGCCUCCAGAGCAUCCGCGAACGAACCGACCUCGAACGCCCAGAAAGCGCGACGUCAGGCGCCGCGGCUUCAAGAGCUAGUCACGACUCUGGAUCUCAGCGCCGACGCUUCUUUGGCCGACCGCGGAGUUCCAGCAGAGCCAAGACCGGCGACAUUGUUUAG
Messenger RNA from Colletotrichum abscissum, 2601 nucleotides. RefSeq names its product mechanosensitive ion channel. Gene Ontology annotation, cellular component: membrane. NCBI's taxonomy places the organism in Eukaryota, Fungi, Ascomycota, Sordariomycetes, Glomerellales, Glomerellaceae. Gene Ontology annotation, biological process: calcium ion transmembrane transport; intracellular calcium ion homeostasis. Bases 1 to 2601 code for a protein of 866 amino acids. The transcript has a single exon. Gene Ontology annotation, molecular function: calcium channel activity; calcium ion binding. The record is from RefSeq and is a predicted model, not a curated record.